GCCAUGGGCUCGGAGAUGGAGCCGCUGCUCCUGGCCUGGAGCUACUUUAGGCGCAGGAAGUUCCAGCUCUGCGCCGAUCUGUGCACGCAGAUGCUGGAGAAGUCCCCUUAUGACCAGGCAGCUUGGAUUCUGAAGGCACGGGCACUCACUGAAAUGGUAUACGUAGAUGAAAUUGACGUAGGUCAGGAAGGAAUUGCAGAAAUAAUGCUGGAUGAAAAUGCUAUUGCUCAAGUUCCACGCCCUGGCACUUCUUUGAAACUGCCUGGAACUAAUCAGACGGGAGGGCCUAGUCCAGCCAUCAGGCCAAUCACUCAAGCUGGAAGGCCCAUUACAGGUUUCCUCAGACCGAGCACGCAGAGUGGAAGGCCUGGCAGUAUGGAACAGGCCAUCAAAACACCCAGAACCACCUACACAGCUCGCCCGGUCACCAGCUCCUCUGGGAGAUUUGUCAGGCUGGGAACGGCUUCCAUGCUUACAAGUCCUGAUGGACCUUUUAUAAAUUUAUCUAGACUGAAUUUAACGAAAUAUGCCCAGAAACCUAAAUUGGCGAAGGCUUUGUUUGAGUAUAUCUUUCAUCAUGAAAAUGAUGUUAAAACUGCUUUGGACUUGGCUGCCCUCUCCACAGAGUACUCUCAGUACAAGGACUGGUGGUGGAAAGUACAGAUUGGAAAGUGUUACUACAGGUUAGGAAUGUAUCGCGAAGCAGAAAAACAGUUUAAAUCAGCCCUGAAGCAGCAGGAAAUGGUAGAUACAUUCCUCUACUUGGCAAAAGUUUACGUCUCGUUGGAUCAGCCAGUGACAGCUUUAAAUCUUUUCAAACAAGGCUUAGAUAAGUUUCCAGGAGAAGUAACCCUACUUUGUGGAAUUGCUAGGAUCUAUGAGGAAAUGAACAAUAUUUCAUCAGCAGCUGAAUACUACAAAGAAGUUUUGAAACAGGACAAUACUCAUGUGGAAGCCAUUGCAUGCAUUGGAAGCAACCACUUUUAUUCUGAUCAACCAGAAAUAGCUCUCCGGUUUUACAGGCGACUCCUGCAGAUGGGUGUCUAUAACUGCCAGCUCUUUAACAAUCUGGGGCUCUGCUGCUUCUAUGCCCAGCAGUAUGAUAUGACUCUGACUUCAUUUGAACGUGCCCUUGCUCUGGCUGAAAACGAAGAAGAGGCAGCUGAUGUUUGGUACAACUUGGGACACGUGGCUGUGGGCAUCGGAGAUACGAAUUUGGCCCAUCAGUGCUUCAGGCUCGCUCUGGUCAACAACAAUAACCACGCAGAGGCCUAUAACAACCUGGCUGUGCUGGAGAUGCGGAAGGGCCACGUGGAGCAGGCAAGAGCACUGUUACAAACGGCCUCAUCCUUAGCACCCCAUAUGUACGAGCCACAUUUUAAUUUUGCAACAGUCUCUGAUAAGAUCGGCGAUCUCCAGAGAAGCUAUGUUGCUGCUCAGAAGUCUGAAGCAGCAUUUCCAGAUCAUGUGGAUACCCAACAUUUAAUUAAACAGCUAAAGCAGCACUUUGCUAUGCUUUGAUUGUCCCUGAGACCAAGUAUAUUCUUACGAUGGGGCAUUGUGCAAGGGAAAAAGCAGUGUGCUCAUAUGUACAGGAUCCAUAAACCGGUGCUCGCUCUUUGUGAAGAUGACAUAAGAGAGUUCACACAAGAAUGCGUAAUGGAAACUAUAUAAUAAUAACUUUCUAAGACAGGAUUUACUAUUUGUAAGUAGACCGUGAAAACGUCUCCCACAUUAUAUGGUACAUGCUUGUCAUGUUUAUAAAACAUUUUCAUGAAUUUCCUCACAUUUUUAUAAAUGCACAUUUUUAAUGUCCUUAAGCUGGCCAUUAGCUAGCAUGUAGCUUUAGAGGUCCAAAAUCUGCCAUAAAAAUUCCACUUUUAUGGCUGAAAGUGUGUAUAUAUAUUCCAAUUAGAGACUUUACUUAGAGCUUAAAAUUGUAUUUAAAACUAUUUAUCAAAUGCUUUGU
Molecule: messenger RNA, 1969 nt
Organism: Hyaena hyaena (striped hyena)
Lineage: Eukaryota; Metazoa; Chordata; Mammalia; Carnivora; Hyaenidae
Gene: TTC8
Product: tetratricopeptide repeat domain 8
Exons: 14
Coding region: 4-1521 (505 amino acids)
Biological process (GO): non-motile cilium assembly
Cellular component (GO): BBSome; ciliary basal body; non-motile cilium
Molecular function (GO): protein binding
Source: RefSeq, a predicted model, not a curated record